Molecule: messenger RNA, 1017 nt
Organism: Lachancea fermentati
Lineage: Eukaryota; Fungi; Ascomycota; Saccharomycetes; Saccharomycetales; Saccharomycetaceae
Source: the annotation of a GenBank genome assembly
AUGAUCUCGGCUGAGGAACUUAAACAAAUUCAUCUAGAAGCAAGUACUGCCUAUGGUCUCAUGGGCCUCACUACGAGACAAGAACCCCUUCCCGAUAAGCAGUCGUUCGAAGCAAUAGAUAAAGCAAUCGAAGAAUCAGACGGGAAAGCUAUCUUCAACGUAGGAGAAUUUUAUGGUCCUGAUUUCAACAAUUUAAAGCUUGUGAGGAGGUACUUCACUUCUUAUCCUCAUAAGAGAGACCGCGUCAUUAUCAGCUGCAAAGGAGGUAUGGAAAAUGCUACUUUAACCCCUAAAGGAGACUAUGCUAGUAUGUCAAAUUCAAUCGAUACAUGUCUCAAGGAAAUUGGGGGCCCAAUCGAGAUAUUUGAACCAGCGCGGAUCGAUGUUGCACUGGCAGGUAGUAAUUGCUAUGCCGCUGAGACUUUCGAUUGCAUUGUAGACUAUAUCAAAAAAGGUAAAAUUGGCGGUAUUUCGCUAAGUGAAGUCAAUGCCGAACAGAUUAGGGCAAUUAAUUCGAAAUAUGGAGAAUAUUUAUGCUGCGUUGAAGUUGAGCUUUCUCUAAUCUCAAGAGAAAUCCUCAGCAAUGGUGUUGUCGAUACAUGCAAUGAGCUGGGCAUCCCUGUCAUAUGUUAUUCCCCCCUAGGCAGAGGGCUAUUAAGUGGAGCGAUCAAAUGUUUUACAGAUAUACCAGAGGGAGAUUUCAGACAACAUUUUGCAAGAUUUCAAGAUGACUCCUUGAAACAAAACUUAAAGGUUGCACAAUUUUUACAAGAUGAGAUAGUUUCUAAGCGUGAUGAUGGAAUCACUCUAUCUCAAGCUGCACUUGCUUGGAUCAGGUCCCUGAACUCCAAAUAUCCAAAUACCAGGCUGAUUCCGCUUCCCGGUGGCACUACGGCUUCUAAAGUUGAACAGAAUUACGCCAUAUUCGAAUUGACCCAGGAAGAAAUUCAUAAAAUUGAAACGUUCAUCAACAAUUUUGAGAUCAGAGGUGGGAGAGUAGAGCAUAUUAAGAAGUAG